AUGGCAGAGUUUCCCACCAACGCUGCGCCUUUACCAGAUCUAUCAGACCUUUGGGGAGCCUCGUCCGGCAGUCACGAGCCAGUAGGGGCGCCGCACUCAGGUGGGGAAGCGGACGAGCCGAGACCGGCCCCUCUCGGAAGUCUGGACUCGAUAUUCGCGGGGAAGGGGUCAACGACCCGUGAUGGUCCAGAGGCGGUGGGUCUCCCCCAGGAAAAUCCUACACCGGUAGUUGCCCCACCAGAGGCUACCGUCGCGGUACCAGCUGAGCCCGUGCCGAACAAGCAUGAUGGUCUUGGAGCUCGAGAAUCAGUAGUGGCGACUCUGGUGCCGCCGUCCCAGGAUUAUGGUCCGAUGGUAGAAAAGAGACCACUAGUGGUGGUCCAACCACCGGUUGGGGAAGGUGAUACGGUGAACGAAGCACUGCCGGCAGAGGACCAUGGUCUGGUGGUUCGGCAAUCAGUAGUAACUGCCGAGGCGGGGCCGGCUGAGGACGGUGACCGAAGGGUGGUCGGGGCCACUGCGGGGAAGAAAGGUCCAGUGCCAGUGGCCGAAACCGUUGUGGCAGAGGAUGUAGGUCCGGUCACAAGGGGCAGAUCAGCAACAGUAGGCCACUCCGCGAUGCCCAAGAUCGACGCCACGGGCCCCCGGCAAGAGAAACCCUCAUACGGUGCGAAUGAAUCGCUCACCUCCCGUUCGCUGAUUGUAUCUUCUGGCCCAUUCGAGGCCGGAAGCAGUUGUACCAGUAUUUCCAAGUACGACCGUGUCCCAAGACUUCAUGGGGCCACACAUAGGACCAUAGGAGGUCCAGAGGAGGAGUCUUGGGGGGCCAUGGACAUUUCUAUGUGCAAUAUCGUCAAACACAAGGUGGUGGUCAGCUACGGUCAGCUCUGGUAG
This is a messenger RNA of Perkinsus marinus ATCC 50983, 894 nucleotides long. RefSeq lists its product as hypothetical. The record is from RefSeq and is a predicted model, not a curated record. The coding region runs from base 1 to 894 and encodes 297 amino acids. The transcript has a single exon. NCBI's taxonomy places the organism in Eukaryota, Perkinsozoa, Perkinsida, Perkinsidae.